This is a messenger RNA of Staurois parvus, 245 nucleotides long. The record is from the annotation of a GenBank genome assembly. Lineage: Eukaryota; Metazoa; Chordata; Amphibia; Anura; Ranidae.
UAUCAGUGCCAAUCAGUGCCUCCUGUCAGUGUUGUCUAUCAGUGCCAGUCAGUGCUGCCUAUCAGUGCCAUCAGUGCCUCCUCAUCAGUACCCAUCACUGCAGCCUCAUUAGCGCACAUCAGUGAAGGAGAAAAAUCACUUAUUUACAAAAUUGUAUAACAGAAACUAAAAAAAAGUUUUUUUUUCAAAAUUUUCACUGGUUUUUGGUCUGUUUAGCAAAAAAUAAAAAACCCAUUGGUGAUUAA